This is a messenger RNA of Drosophila kikkawai, 1751 nucleotides long. It is a transcript of the gene tin, whose product is annotated as tinman. NCBI's taxonomy places the organism in Eukaryota, Metazoa, Arthropoda, Insecta, Diptera, Drosophilidae. The record is from RefSeq and is a predicted model, not a curated record. Gene Ontology annotation, molecular function: RNA polymerase II cis-regulatory region sequence-specific DNA binding; DNA-binding transcription factor activity, RNA polymerase II-specific. Gene Ontology annotation, cellular component: nucleus. Gene Ontology annotation, biological process: cell differentiation; regulation of transcription by RNA polymerase II.
CAGUACCAAAAUCGAGCUGACAAAUUGCAGACACGGUCGAGUGCGCAUCGGAACGGCACUUUCGGGAUCGGGUACGGUUGCAUCUACGGGUUACGGACUGGAACUCGGUCCAAAUUGGAUUGUAUAUAUAUAUUCCACAACCAUCAGCGAGCGACUAGAGAUAUUUAUUCACAUUCAAGUGUCGCAAGUUCAAGUGCGAUUUGGCAAAUUGUACUAUUUAUUUGAGUUUAAAGUGCUUCUCAAGUGGCCGUGAUUGGAUCCCAAGGAUGUUGCAGCACCACCAGCAGCAGGCUCAGGUGCCACAAUCGAGUGGCUACUACGACUACAAUCAGUCGCCCAGUCCGGGGAGCUUGACAAAUGCGGAUGGACUGAACAGCACACCGUUCUCAGUCAAGGAUAUACUGAAUAUGGUUAAUCAAACGGAGGCCUACGAGGGAGCUUACGGACAUCUCGAUAGUGCGGCGGCUGCUUCGGCGCUCUAUGGCGCCGGCGAGUACCAACAGCAUCUUCACCAGCAUCCACAUCCACAUCAGUACCACAGCCACCAUCAGCAGCAGCAGCAGCAGCAGGAAACUGAUGCAUCGCAGCAGCUACUGCAUCCUCAGCACUUGGACGAUGGCACCACCAACUCCUCGUCCCUGUCGCCGCUCCUGCCGCCCCCGCAUCAUCAGUUGUAUGGCAGUUACCAGGACUACGGAAUGCCUGCUCACAUGUUCCAGCAUCACCAUGGCCAUCCCCACCAGAGCUUCCAGCACUCGGCGGCUUCGGCCUACAACAUGUCCGCCUCGCAGUUUUAUGCCGGAGCCUCGGCAACGGCCUACCAAAGUCCCGCCACCUACAAUUACAACUACGCCGGAACGAGUGAUGUUUACGGCGGAGCCACGCCUGCCGCGGUGAGCAUCAAGAGCGAGUACAUCCCCACGCCUUAUGUGACGCCGUCACCCACUCUGGACCUCAAUAGCUCGGCGGAGGUGGAGAGCCUGCAGGCGCCGGCGCAGAAGCUCGGCGGGAAUGCCAGCGGCGUCCAGCGACUAAUGGAGACAUUCAGCAACUCGGCCUCGCUAAGGAGCAUCCACACUGCGGAUGAGGGUGCCAAGAGAAAGGACAACAGUCAGGUGACCUCCUCGCGAUCCGAGCUGCGCAAGAACAGCAUAAAUGGCAGCAGUAGCCAUGGCUCCUCCGGCAACCAUGGAUCCUCGAAGCCACGAAUGAAACGCAAGCCCCGUGUCCUCUUUUCGCAGGCUCAGGUCCUGGAGCUAGAGUGUCGCUUUAGGCUAAAAAAGUAUCUGACGGGUGCGGAGCGUGAAAUUAUUGCCCAAAAGCUGAAUCUGUCGGCUACGCAGGUGAAAAUCUGGUUCCAGAAUCGCCGCUACAAGUCUAAGAGGGGUGACAUCGAUUGCGAGGGCAUUACCAAACAUCUUAAGGUGAAGUCAGAGCCAUUGCCUUCGCCUCCAUUGCUGCCACCGCCCAUACCCAAUCAUGUGUUGUGGCCACCGACCAUGCAGCAACUCCAGCAGCAGCAGCAGCAGCAACAGCAGCAGCAGCAACAACAGCAGCAACAACAGCAGCAUCAACUGCAGCACAUGCAAUAGCUCCAGAUGAGAUGAUAAUUAGAGUCUUUAAUUUAUUGCGAUUUCAAGCAGAAUCUAUGUUGUAAUCUAAGAAAAUGCCUCAUAGCUAAUAGUACCUUGUUUUAUGUAAAUGUUGGACAAUAAAUAAAGUUUAAGACAAAGCCAGAUUUUGUACAGACU